AACGAGACUGAAGAAGAGAGCGAGGUGGGAGGGGCGCGUGAGGAAGCUUCUGCGCAUGCGCGCUGAGGCCUGCCUGACCGACCUUCAGCAGGGCUGCGGCUACCAUGUUCUCCCGCGCGGGCGUAACUGGGCUGUCGGCCUGGACCUUGCAGCCUCAAUGGAUUCAAGUUCGAAAUAUGGCAACUUUGAAAGACAUUACCAGGAGACUAAAGUCCAUCAAAAACAUCCAGAAAAUUACCAAGUCUAUGAAAAUGGUAGCAGCAGCAAAAUAUGCCCGAGCUGAGAGAGAGCUGAAACCAGCUCGAAUAUAUGGAUUGGGAUCUUUGGCUUUGUAUGAAAAAGCUGAUAUCAAGGUUCCUGAAGACAAGAAGAAACACCUCCUUAUUGGUGUGUCCUCAGAUCGAGGACUGUGCGGUGCUAUCCAUUCCUCCGUUGCGAAACAGAUGAAAAGUGAGGUUGCCACACUAACAGCAGCUGGGAAAGAAGUCAUGCUUGUUGGAAUUGGUGACAAAAUCAGAGGCAUACUUUAUAGGACUCAUUCUGACCAGUUUCUGGUGGCAUUCAAAGAAGUGGGAAGAAAGCCCCCCACUUUUGGAGAUGCGUCAGUCAUUGCCCUUGAAUUACUAAAUUCUGGAUAUGAAUUUGAUGAAGGCUCCAUCAUCUUUAAUCGAUUCAGGUCUGUCAUCUCCUAUAAGACAGAAGAAAAGCCCAUCUUUUCCCUUAAUACCAUUGCAAGUGCUGAGAGCAUGAGUAUCUACGAUGAUAUUGAUGCUGAUGUGCUACAAAAUUACCAAGAAUACAAUCUGGCCAACAUCAUCUACUACUCUCUGAAGGAGUCCAGCACUAGUGAGCAGAGUGCCCGGAUGACAGCCAUGGACAAUGCCAGCAAGAAUGCUUCUGAGAUGAUUGACAAAUUGACAUUGACAUUCAACCGUACCCGCCAAGCUGUCAUCACAAAAGAGUUGAUUGAAAUUAUCUCUGGUGCUGCGGCUCUGGAUUAAUGAAAAUCAAGCUCCAUCCUCAGACAAGAGGUAAAGAAGGAAAAUCCAGCCAGUUGAUUUUGUUUUUAGCAUACUGCUGUCUUUGUCCGAAGAAACUGUUCCUCCAUUAUUUGAAUUACUGAAGACAGCAAGAUAUUUGUAAAUUAUCUUACAAUAAACAACUUAAAAUAAAA
This is a messenger RNA of Piliocolobus tephrosceles (Ugandan red Colobus), 1174 nucleotides long. RefSeq names its product ATP synthase F1 subunit gamma (gene ATP5F1C). Gene Ontology annotation, molecular function: proton-transporting ATP synthase activity, rotational mechanism. Bases 105 to 1001 code for a protein of 298 amino acids. The record is from RefSeq and is a predicted model, not a curated record. NCBI's taxonomy places the organism in Eukaryota, Metazoa, Chordata, Mammalia, Primates, Cercopithecidae. The transcript has 10 exons. Gene Ontology annotation, biological process: proton motive force-driven ATP synthesis.